GCCAGCCUGUCAGUUGGAGCUAAGUUGUGAAAUCGUUCGGAUCUUUCGGGAAGAAGCGAGCCAGUUUCGUCGCGCGCGCUGUGUGUGCUGCUUGUCCGUUGCGUUGGUCGCAGUUUUUUGUGUGGCUAGUUUUCUGGUGGUAUCUCCGCUGUGUGUGGUGCGCGCCCUGUUCAACCUUGGAUGCACUGCGGAUAGGUGUGUGCUAUACGUAGAGUACGUUCUCGUGCAGAGCCGUCGCAGAUCUUGUUUUCUUGUGCGGUUGCUGCCGUCACGUAAAUUGAUGAUCCAAACACAACCAAUUCUAAGUGACACGACCAAACUCGAGACCUAACACUUUCGUCAAUAUCCCCCCGGAUACUGUGCGGCAUAAAAAAACCUUCGGUAGAAAGAAGGCGCUACAGCCUACUAAAGAUAUCUUGCAAAAAGGUUGCCAACCAACGGCCAAACAUAGAAGAGAGCAACAAAACACACGCAUCGUAGUUAUAUGCGGUCUUAGGCGAAGGAUCAAGGGAGCCAACGUCUCGCAUACAUCUGUAGUAGUAACGCGCUACGACAGGGGAAAAAAGAAGAAAAUAGUCGACUGGACACGAGAGCAUCAUCGUGCUGCGAUCUUUAUUUUAAGUCCAUCUUUCUUUCGGCUUGUGGUUUUUUUUUGUCGACCCUCGUAAACCGUAGACCGGCGCCGCCCAGAAGUUCUCGUUUGUCGCGGUGCCCUGAAUCGACUGAAUCGAAAUUCAUCAGUAGCAAUAACGAAGUGUGUAUUGGACUGGAAGAGCGGGCUGGCCUCUCUAUAGCAGUAGCGGCAGCAGCAUUAACACACAUUUGGUUAGGAGAAUACUGCAUGUUGCAUCCUAGUAACCAUAUAUUUCACAUUGCGAGUGAAAGGAAAUUUCUAGUAUUCACAAAUCUUGUUUGAAAAGUGUUGUUUCCGUCGGUGGUCGUCGGUCGGUCGGUGUAUUGUGCUGUGCGUGCAUGUACAUUGUGCUUACAAACCCGUGGUACACGGUUUGUUGAGGUCAAAAUUGCGCUUUUAAUCGUACGCGGUUGUCGGAGGAGUAGCUGCUGCUAGCGAGCACGCGAGAGCACGAGCAACAAGGAAAUCACUGCUGCUGCUCGCACAUACGAGAAAGCGUCGCGUGCAGUGAGGGCCACCAGAGCAACAGAAUAACUGGUGUGGACCAGGGGAGGAUGGAGCGCGAAUCAAAUGCAAUGCAGCCGAUGUGUAGAUCUGGAUGUGGAUUCUACGGUAAUCCGACACAGGAUGGAUUAUGUUCAGUUUGCUACAAAGACUUGCUCAGAAAGAAGCAACAGCCACCGGUUAGCAGUACGCCUUCCAGCAACAAUGCACCUCAACCACCUGCAUCUGGCCAGUCGGUAACAGCGUCCUCAAUUAGCAGCAUCCGUCCCGUCGUGACACCGCAAAGCUUUGCCAACAGCAUUGGUAGUAUCAGCACAACAACCACAUCAGCCUCUGCUUCAGCAUCGGCCGCAUCGCCCUCGGCGUCGUCCUGUGCCGCUUCCGCCAACAAUCCGGUAGUCUCCGCUACCUACACAGCACAACCUACCGUGCACAGUGCCCUAUUCUGCUCGGACAAGGAUGAUGCAAGUAUAUCUUCCGAAAAUGGUAUAGUCCACACAGUUGAUGAUAACUUAUCCGAUAAUAGUAUUGGUGAAGAAGACGACAGUCUUGAUGAAGAAGAUGAUUAUUUUUAUGAAAUUGAAUUGAUCAACGAAACUGCUUCCGCUUUGGGCAAAGAGCAACAGGUGUUGGAUGCCGAACAGCACGAUUUAUUGUUUGGCACAGAUACUCUCAGUGAUGAGGAUGAGAUGAAAGAAUCAUCGCGGGUGAUGUUUAACGUUUCGUUUGAUUAUGAAUCGUCUGAUGAAGCAGCAGGACAUUCUUGCACUCGAAGCCAUGAACCCAACAUCGAAACACUGCCGGUGCAGAACACAAAACCCAUUACGGCUGUGCCGGGUGAGGUGUCGAAUGUUAGAAAACGGAAAAUUAACUCUGAGGACAGUGGUAGCCUUGGUGGACAUAGUAAUAACAGUUCCAUAGCUGAUAACGAAGACAAAGAUGGUGAUAAGGACGAUGCCAAGAAGAAGAAAAACCGUUGUGCAACUUGCCGUAAGAAAGUAGGAUUAACCGGAUUCGAGUGCCGGUGUGGAGGACUGUUCUGCGCGAUACAUCGAUACAGCGACAAGCACGAAUGUUCGUUCGAUUACCGGGAACUCGGUGCUGCAGAAAUUAGGCGUAAUAAUCCCGUCGUGGUUGGCGAAAAGAUUCAGAAAAUUUGAACACCCUUCGUGCCAUCGUAUCGUAAUAGUUUUCGUCACAAAACAGUGCAGCAGCAUCCAUCGUGCGGCGGCAGCGGCAGCAGCAGCACCGGUCACCAACAGUCGUUACAGUCACACCACCACCACCACCACUAGGAAGCAUAUGCAGUCAUAUGUGUCGCGUUAAAUUCGUAGCAUUUUCUUCUCGAUUCGUCGCGUUUCCCACGUUGUUGUGUUAGUAUUUGAACCAGAGAGAAAGAGAGAUGGAGGACAGCAGUGAUAGGUGCGGAAAUUCUUAUUGUGAAAGAUGCUUCCGAUAAAAUGGUCAUGCGCCCGCCCGGUACACACCGCUUCUUUCUCUCUUCGAUACUACACGAAAUGUGCAUGUACACCGUCGUACGCCACAACCUUCUCUUUUCCGUUGCUUCUGCUUUUCGCUGUGAGACGCUGUUGUCCUCGAGCAUAUUUCUUUGUAUUUUGAACCACUGACGAGCGUAACUGGAUAUCAAACCCAGCGCAAACGAUUAAGAAAGCAGAACAGCGGCAGCAGCGCGAGCACGUGCAGGGAAAAUGAUAGCAGCAUCAUUCUGUGUGCGUGUGUGUGUGUGUGUUGCGUGCGUGGGAAAGAGCGCUGUCGAAAUCGUUUCGUGUCCCGGUGUGCAUGGAGCAAAAGGUUUAAAUGUAUACAUGCCAAUGGGGAGGGAAGAAGGCUAAGGCAUCAAAACGCCAAAUUUUAGUAACUAGAAGAAGGCGGAACACAUACAGACAUUUGCUGGCAAAAACAAAAGUAAAUCCCACACGCGCAACAAACAAGGCAGAACGAAUCAGCUAAUCCUUCAACUCAUCUAUGAGCACGCACGCGCGGGGGUGUGUAUCGUUAAGAAAAAAUAAUUAUGAGAGUAGAAUUAUUUUACAACAUUAUUACAAAAACACACAUACACCUACGGAUACACAGCACACAACACGUCACACAGCUAACUUUACAAUCUAUAAAGAUGAAUUAAAAAUGCGAAUGAGACACAUUGCGAACAAGCUAUAACGCGCACACACACACACUCAUCCGUGCAAUGCUGUACGCGUAAUACGCACACACGCACUUACGUUCCUGCUCGCCGAGGCUUGCGUAUUGUUGUUUGCCUGCGUGUGUGCAUGUCCUUUUGAUAAACUACUUCUACACAAUCAAAUGCUGAAAAUUUUAUUCACGUAAAGAUUGCAAAUCAAUAUUUUAGAUACGCGCGUGUGUCGUUGCAGCAGUAUACACUCUCACUGUUGUAGCUGUGAAACUGAUAAAAAAAAACGCUCGGAGAAGGAGAGCAGGAAUUGCUGUGGGAGGAAGAUAUGGACACGCGUAAGAUGCAUGCACACUCUGUGUUGGUUUACGGUGUUGAUCCGCAACAUCCCAGCCCCUUGGUAUGGAAAACAUUAUCACGCUUAUUAUUUUUUUCUUCCCUUGUUUUUAACACAAAUGUAUGAUAGCCGUAGCAAAAUAAUUCAGUAACACAGAUACACACACUUGCACGCGAUGGAGAUAUCUAUUGAUUGGUUUGAUAAGAUGUAACACUUUUCGAUGAAUGAAUGGUUUUUGAGCUCUGUUUUCUUCGCUUUUUAUGUGUUGUGUGUGCGUGGGUGCGUGUGCGUACGUGUGCAAAAGGAAAUGAAAGAUUAGCUUUGAUUAGCGAUUAGCUAGUUGUCGCUGUUAUAUUGCGUGAAAUCUUUAGGGCAAACUGCUGGUAGAGAGCUAGAACGAGCGAGCGAGUAGUAUUACGUGGCAAUUUCUUCGUGAAAGUGAACGGUCGACAGAAUUAUCUGGCUUUUUAAACUUCUUUGCCUAAAAUCAUUAACGUAUAGUUUUAUCGAUGUAAAUAGUAAAACAUAAUAAUGCUGCUUCGUUUGGCCUUUCCAAUUCCCCUCCCGGGUGCGUACCGUGUUGUGUGUGUGUGUGUUGGAACACGGAUCGAAUUAGUUGUUUUAUUCCGUUUUUUGAAAAAAAAAGUUGUUUUAUUCUCCUCGUAGCUGCGAAUUUCUUUAGCUUUUUCCGUUUUUCUUCCUUGUUUGUGUAAUCGUCUUUUCUGUAAACGACGUCACACCGUUUGUUUCAUCCGUUGUUGCUCUUGUUAGUGUGAUAAGUUUUGCUCUAUCGUUUAAAGUCAACCUUGUUCUGGCCGUGGUAAAUGAUGCUUGCACACAUCCAUCUAUCUUAUCUAGCACAAUUUCUUCUUUGUUACUCUUUGUGCACUCUUUGUGCGGAAGGAAUUUCGUUCGGUGUAGUGUUUUUGUCGUGAAAUUUGCUUCCUUAGCUCUGCUGCGCGGUUGGAUUGGUAGUCACCUAAAUUGAAAUGUAAAAACUGUAAUCAGGCUUGGUUUUGUUCUAAAAUGUAACAAUUUUCUUCUUUCUGUAAUGAGACUUCUUUUUUUUGCAAUGCACUGUAAAGAAGCACGAAAUGAUGGUAGUUUAAUCAAAGAAUAUAUGCACCACAAGCUGAAUCAAAAUUUUCCUCUCGCAACCAAGAACCUAUUCGCCAAGAAUGAGCGAUGCUCUUACGACCAACAUCUAAAGCGAACGUGUAUAGUACAGAGUAUUGUUUAGAGGUCGAUAUCGCUAAAGACUCACACACACAAUUCAUUGAAAGCGAACAUCUUCCAACGACAACAAGCUAUGAAUGAAAAGAGUACCAUUUAAAUGCAAUUCUUCUUUUGUGUUUGUGUGUGUGUGUGUGCGCUCGAUUGAACAGCGUGCGUGUACGUGUUGUACGUGUGUGCGUGUGAAGUGUGUGUGUGUGUUGUGUAUUUGUUUAAUUUUUUUUUACUGGUUCUGCUUGAACUUAGUUGUAGAGAAGGGAAAGGAGUAGUACGGUGGAUUGCGGAAACACGAAUUAGAUAAUGAAACACGAGAUAUGACGAUGAUGAUACAUGGGAUAUAUGAAUAUGAAUGGAUAAGAAGAAAAAUCUAAUUCGUAUAUAAAUAUACAUAUACAUAAAAAUAUAAAAAAUACUAUACAUAUUUGCAUAUAUAUAUAUAUAUUUUACUAACAAAACGUGGAAAGAAAAUAUAAACAAAAAAACACACAAACAAAAACCAUGCUUACAUUACAUCGGAACGAGAAAAAUCACUAAACAGUAAAAAGAGAGAACUAGAAUGAAGAAGCAAGCAGCAGCGGCGUGUGAGAAACCAAUAAGCGAAAAGCUAACUACUGAACUUUAUUCCUUAAGAAAAGAAAAAGCAAAACUUGACCACAAAAUGCCGGAUGUGUGUAAAAAAAGAUGGUCACGUAGAGCGAAAGAGCAAGUGAAAAGUGGGCGACGCGACGAAAAAAAGGGAUCAUUAAAAAAGGCGAAAAAUGCAACAAAAAAAAAACAAAUAGAAUAUGAAAAGGUGAAAAGGCUUGACGUUCUGCUAAACACACUCAGACACAAAACCACACGUUUAUUCGAUUGUAAUAUAGACUAAUAGACUCUUGUAUGGUGUAAAAGAAACACACACACACACAUAGCAAACAAUUGAGAAUGCGCGCAACCUAGGGACGGGAGAGGACUGUGAGUGUUACGGAUAUGCAUCAGCAGAGUCGGUAGGCACAGCAUUAUCGUAGUAGUAGUCACGGUAAGUGUUAUGACACACUUUACGUUCAUAGCGCUAGUAUUUUGCAAUACAUCAUCCAGAAGAAAACGACCGAAUUCAGCAAUAGAGAAGAACCCCCCCCCCCCCCCCAAUAAAGCAUGCUGUUGUACACCUGCGACAAGUAGUAGUAACCACAGGCGGUUGUCAGUAACAACAACGUAGACGCGCACGCCUGUUGUCUCACACUACGAAGAUUAGGCGAAGAGCUUUUUGGGACAGCAGUAACGAAGGCAACAAGGGAAGGAAAACUGUUCACUACGUUUAUUCCUUUUUCCCACGACACAGGCGUAUUGUGUAUGGGAUAAUUGUAAGCCCGCUUAUCCAUCAUCACUUCAAUGUUUGUUCUAUUUUUGUGUACUUUUUAUCCUAAUCGAUUGUAGUAUAGAUAUACAUAGUGUUUCACUACUAUUUUUCGUGGCGUAUAGUGUAAAACUAGCUACAGAACAGGCUAUUACUACUACUACUACUACAAUCCGCAAGGUGAAGCAGAGCACAGCAUUCAAGUUAAAGUCCACAACCACUAUCAAUACUUCUGACAGGAGGAUUCCUGCCUGCGUGACGGAAGGCGGCCUGUGGGCCACAACACAAACAGAAGGGAACAACAAAAUGGCAGUGGCAAUUGCAAGGACAUUGCUCAUUGUUUUACCUACACUUGGUCGUCACUAAAGCAAUUCGUUUUUUAGUCGAAUAUUUUCAAUACACAGAUGCGGAAAAUGGUAAUUGAUUUUUUAAACAAUAAAAUCAUGUUUGCAUGAUCGUCCUCACCGAGUGGAAGCACAAUUCGGAGUUGGGGAGUUGGGAUCACAAAUUCCUUAGAAGCGCACAGAUAAAGUCUUUCAGAUAGUGCGGCAUUGUCAUAUUGGAUUGGAUUAUCAAGGGAUAUGAUGUCCCUUCGUUUGGUGUAGUGUGGGGUUUGUUGCGUUUGGGCGUGUGUUUUUUUGAAGACAGGUUCCUUUGGAUAAAUCGAGCUCAGAGUGUGGACGGUUAACUACGUUUGCCACUUGUUCGUGCGUUCGCGAUUAUUUCGUUUAGUUUCGUAUGCCUGUGUAGUGUCUCUCAACAAUUUUAUUAAGUUCUUUCCAUGGUAGCGUUUAGUUGAAUAUGCGUUUGAUUUAUGUAUUACACACUUCUUUCGUACUUUUUUUCACUAAGGCAAUACUAUGGCAGUAUGAGUGUGCGUGUGUGAGUGUGUGUCUGUACGGUGGAAACAAGGGAUAGAUUUUAGCUUUUAAGCCACACUAGACAAAUUGAUAUAUGUUGUGUUAUUAUAGUAGAAAACCCUGUAAGAAAAUUUUUACCUGAUUCUAUAUAAUCGUUUUUGUUUUAUUUUUUUUCACUCUUCCGUUUCGCUACCUACUUCUACACGACCGGUGCACAUUUUAGCCGAUCGAGUUACAGUGUUUUGUUCUUUGUUUUCUUCCGCUAUGCGCAUGUUUUCACAAUUGUUACAACCCUUCUUUUUUUUUUUUGUUCCGAUAUUUCUGUAUCGAAACAAUUUACACGCGGAAAGAAAUUCGAAUUUAACAAUUAGCACUCGUCCUGCUUGCUUCGCUCUCCCAGUAGUCGACUAUUCCUACCGCUUUACUACCGUACUAAACCGAUUGGUGGUCACUGUCCCCUCAUUCUUGCUCCAGCUCUUCUCUCUCUCACAUGCGUCUAUCCUUCCUAUUUCUGAGCCGCUAUACAUAUAGACUUUAUGCAUAUAAUCAUCAUUAAUGUGUAUAAAAUGUAGGCUUAAGGUUUGGACGACUAACAGGCAAACUUACUGCUGCAGUGUAGCAAUGCAUCACCUUUUUAACAGUACCACCACAAACGGAUUAUAGGGCGCACUAACGGUAGAUGUAGAACCAGGCAGAAGCAAGUGAAGCGCGCCACCUAAGAACUUGUAAUUUUGGAGCGAAGUUGAAAAUUUGCUUUCGAUCUUGUUGUGCUUUUGGGGUGGAAAAUAAACGGUGAUAAACAGUGUAGAUCCAACAGCAGCAACACAUCCAGGAACCUCUAGUAUGUGUGCGGCGCCUUUUCAUACUUCAUCUCCACAGUGCUCGAAAGCUCAAAAGUAACCAAAAGGGAAAACCUAUUACUAUCAUCCCAAUACACGCAAAGAGAUGAAUAGAUCAGUGAAGUGUGUGUUUUACUUCUGUUCGGUUCGGUUUCCGUUUUUUAUCAGUAAAGUAACGAAGGUCCUUGUAACAUGGAUGAUGAAGCUUUUUUUUUUGUUCAAUAUUUCCUACUAAUGCAAUCAAUAUGCCGAUUACCGUUGUGUCUGUAGAGUUUGCGUGUUUGCUUACCGUUUUUUGGACCGUUUCUCUGAGAUUAAAGGCUUUCUUAUAAAACAGAAUGAUGUAGGCAUUGCAGACAAACAAAGAAAAGGAAAGGAAAAAGAGUGUGUAAAAUGAGACGCGUAAACCGUAAGCAAAACGCAAGAUAAAAGUGUAGCAGGCGAAAAAAGAAAGAAGGAAAAAUUCAAGCUUUGCUACUGAUUACUAACGAUGCUAGCAAAAAUUGUAUUGGAGCGCCAACAGUUGCCGAAAAAAAAAGUUAACGAUCGUGGCAAAAAAUGAGCGAAGAAAACGAAAACCAACCACUAGCGCGCAGACUUAACAGUGAAGUUGAACAAAUGAAGAUCAGUGAAACAGGGAUUCAGAAAGAAAGUGAGAGCGAAAGAGAAAGAGUUGGCGAUGGCAUGGUAUCCAUAGCAUCUUAUGAGAGAACAAUAGAAUGAGUUAAGAACAGACGCACGUUGCUACAUAUACAUAGGAUCGCGGAAGCGCGUGUCGUCCGUGCGCGAGUGCGUGCUUGCGUGUGUGCGGUGUUGGUGAUAGGGAACGCGAAGUAACAAACUUCAACAACCGUGACAUUGUGUUGUGCACAACACAACAAAACACACCACCGGUGUAUGGAUACAACAAGCUGCGCGAAGGGUAAACAAUAAACUGUGAAAAAA
Molecule: messenger RNA, 8837 nt
Organism: Anopheles stephensi (Asian malaria mosquito)
Lineage: Eukaryota; Metazoa; Arthropoda; Insecta; Diptera; Culicidae
Gene: drn
Product: AN1-type zinc finger protein 6
Exons: 7
Coding region: 1189-2298 (369 amino acids)
Molecular function (GO): zinc ion binding; DNA binding
Source: RefSeq, a predicted model, not a curated record